GAAAAAAAAUUUCUGCUAUCGUGAGCCAACAUGGUGGUUUGCUGAAAACGCCAAAGAUGGGUGGUAGGGGUCGGAAGAAAAAGGUGGCUCCGCCUAAGGGUGGUGUGUCGAAGGGAGCUGUUGGCUCUAAAAGUGAUGCUGCUCUUACUCCAAGCGAUUCUGGUGUGGAUACGGAGUUUCAAGCUAAAUCUGAUGGUGGGAAGACCCAGGAUGCUGUUAUUCUUCGUCGUGGGUCUGUUGAGGAACGAUUAGAGAAGGGAAGUCAUGGGUUUGUAGAGCAAUCUUCAGAGAAGAGAAGAGAGACUAAGGAGCCUCAGGAUCCUUCUGGUGCAGUGGUUAUAACUGAGGAGGAAUGGAAUGAGGGAUCCAAGAUUUGGGAGAAUGCUCUUGUUGGGUAUGUGUUGGGCAUCAAACCUAGCUUCAAAGACAUGGCCAAUUUUAUGAACAAUCGGUGUAAAGAAUUUCAAGUGCCUAAAGCUUUUAUGCUGCGUGAUGGUGUCUUUUUAUUUGAUUUUGCUGAUAACGAUGCAAAGCAGGCAGAGCUUGAAAAGAGAUGGACCUUCAAUGACCACCCUUUAAUUUUGAAACAGUGGACUCCGGAUUUUGAUCCAGAUAAUUUGGAUGUGAACGCUGACUGGAAGGAAUGCAGCGGCAUAUGUCAGAGUCGUAGCCCAUGCCUUCUUCAAAUGAACAGUGAGGAUAAUGGCAGCUGUAGUGAAGGAAAGCACGGUGGUUGCAAUGGCGAAGGACAGAAAGAGGAAGCCAGCGGACAGUUCCGCGGGUAUUUGAUAUCGAAAAUCUUCCAGAUCAAGUGAUGAUGUGAGCACCGAAAGGAAAAGCACCACCAACGUUAAUGAGCUUGCCAGUCCGGCCUCGUCCAUCACAGUGAAAAAAGAGUGCAGAGGCGUGUCCUCAAAGACUGGACUUCCGUUCUCUUCAAAACAAAUAAAAGAAAUUUAUUUUU
Messenger RNA from Rubroshorea leprosula, 964 nucleotides. NCBI's taxonomy places the organism in Eukaryota, Viridiplantae, Streptophyta, Magnoliopsida, Malvales, Dipterocarpaceae. The record is from the annotation of a GenBank genome assembly.